AUGUUCUCCCGAAAACCAGCCAUGAGGAAUCGUCCCCCCUUGGGGUAUAAGGUGAGGACCCUCAUUCAUAAGGUUACUCUGGCACUUCAUCCGUAUGUCAAAGUCGUUGUUCCGAAUUUCAGAAGAGCACAUUACGUCUACAUUAUCUCCAUGUCCUUCUUGGUGGCUAUAAUUUGCUACCCAAUAUCCAAUUUCAGGUUUAUAGAUAUUUUGUUUUUGCUGAGUGGCACAUGUACUCAAGCUGGCUUGAAUACUGUCAACCUCAAUGAUCUCUAUCUACUGCAGCAGAUUGUCAUCUACAUUGCAACGACAUUGACAACGCCAAUUUUCAUCCACGGCUCACUACUUUUCAUUCGGCUUUAUUGGUUUGAAAGACACUUUGACAACAUCAAGGAGAGCUCCAAAUUGAAUUUUAAGAUGCGCAGAAAUGCCACGCUAGCUGCCCGAACGAAAUCCAAUGACUCGACUAGAGUGAACACUGUCACCAAUCAGGGCUUAGGUUUUUCUAAUACGGCCACUUCAAACAUUGCACCUCAUGUCACUACGAAUGCGUUGGAAACUAUUGAAGAACCUUCAUCUCCAUCGCUGGCUUCCCCUAAACUGGGUCUGCUAGAAAAGGAGUAUGGUACCACUUUGUACAGUGAGCCUAGUGACAACAACGACGACAAAGAAGCAGAGCCAGUUCCACCAGAACAGCGCACGGUGGAGACUCGAAAUGCUAUCAAGUUCGGUGACUUGCCCCAUCCUUCCGCAGCAAGGAGAAAGGAAAUCGACCCUUCCGAUAUGUUCAAGUCGAUUGCCAUGCUUCAACACAAUAGACGUGAUAGCACAGUCGAUGACGAUGUGUUGGUGAUCAAAUCGCCGAAGGAAAUAGAAAAGGAGCUGAAUGGCCCUAUUUUCACCAGAAAAAACCUCAGUUUGUCAUCCUCUCCUCGGAGGCCAAGUAUGUGGAAAAGAAAGGGAUGGUCGCUUCGCAGAUCGUUGUCGAACACGCCAGCUCCCAAAGUAUUAAGGCGUAACUCUACUGCUCAUUCGGCUAACGAAACGGAGUCUAUUGAUAGCGAGGAUGAGCCUCGUUCUCCUCGAAGCCCUCGCAACUCCACCAGCAGACUGGUUGAUAUGGGAUACGAUGGUGACGACAACGAUGACGAAGAUGAUGAUGACGAAGACGUCGACGGAGAUGAUGAGCAGAGUGAUGGAGCCAGUAUUCGCUCAUUGUACUCUGACGAAGAUGUCAUCGAAUCAAUGGAUAGUGAAAAUGAUAUGGCUUCAAAUAAUGAUACUACAUUCGGUGGCCAUGACAGAAAGACAAAAUUCGCCCUGGAACCAAAGAUCAACAGACCAAAUAGGCGAAGAGCAAGGAGAAGACGUAGUGGGCUACGCAAAUGGAGAACUCCUAUGACCAGAAUUAUAUCCCGAAAUUCAGAUGUACUACAAAAUGAUUCCGACGAUGAAGAGCACUAUUUCAGUGAGGGAGGUAACUCAUUGAAAAGGUCAAUGAGCACGAAUUAUUUGUCCUGGGAACCUACGAUAGGAAGAAACUCGACAUUUGUUCACUUGACUGAAGAUCAAAAAGAGGAGCUUGGAGGUGUUGAAUACAGAGCCAUCAAGCUUUUAAUCAAGAUUAUAGUGUUGUACUAUAUUGGAUUUCACGUCAUUGCAUUCUCCUUCUUUGUGGGCUUCAUCAACGUGGCCAAAUCAUAUGGUAGAGAUAUGGAGGCGUUUGGUAUCCUGCCAACAUGGUGGGGAUUUUUCACUGCUCAAUCUGUGUUCAAUGAUUUAGGACUUACUCUUACACCAAACUCGAUGGCGACGUUCAGUCGGUCGGUUUACAUUUUGGUGAUAUCAUCCUUUUUCAUUGUCAUUGGUAAUACGGGCUUCCCAAUUCUACUUAGAUUCAUCAUUUGGGUCAUGUUCAAGUUUGCAAAACCAUUGUCGUUGUAUAAAGAGAGUCUUGGAUUUUUAUUGGAUCAUCCACGUCGUUGUUUCACAUUGCUUUUCCCAUCCGUUCCUACCUGGUGGUUGUUUUUUAUUUUGGUCGUCUUAAAUGCCACAGAUCUUAUUCUCUUCAUCAUCUUGGAUUUGAACAGCAAUUACUUGUCAUCAAUUCCUACUGGAUUCAGAGUGUUGGAUGGAAUGUUUCAGGCAUUUAGUACCAGAACGGCCGGGUUCAGUGUGAUUGAUUUAUCUCAGCUUCAUCCGGCGGUUCAAGUGAGUUAUAUGAUCAUGAUGUAUAUCUCUGUCUUGCCAUUGGCUAUCUCUAUCAGAAGAACCAAUGUUUAUGAGGAGCAAUCUUUGGGUAUCUAUGCACCUGGAGAUGAAUCAAAGCAUGAUGAGGAUUCACCAAGUAAUUUUGUUGGUACCCAUUUGAGAAAUCAGUUGUCUUUUGACUUGUGGUUUAUCUUUUUGGGAUUAUUCAUCAUUUGCAUUGCCGAAGGAAACAAAAUUGAUGCUCUCAACAUCCGAUUCACCGUAUUCACGGUGUUGUUUGAGAUCAUCAGUGCAUACGGUACAGUGGGACUUUCUCUCGGAUACCCUAACACCGAUCAGUCCUUCUCUUACAAACUCACCACUGUCUCGAAAUUGGUUAUCAUUGCUAUGAUGAUUAGAGGAAGACACAGAGGGUUGCCAUAUACAUUAGACAGAGCUAUCAUGUUACCAGAUGCAGACAUGAAGCGCAGAGAUGCCAUGCAAGAACAUCAUGCUGUCCAGAGAGCUCAAACAUUGGACAUGGCACCAACUGCAUCCACUGAAGGUGUAAGCUCCUCGCGUGCUGGAGGACGGCUUGAGGGAUUGAAAAGGACAAUCACAAGGACUGCAAGCACAUACAGGAGAAACUCCUUGUUCCCGACUCCGACUAGGUUACCAGAUGAACGAUAUGAGCACAAUGAGACACAUUCUUUUCCAUUUCCAUCUCGGCCUAGUGUUAGUCUGACAUAA
This is a messenger RNA of Sungouiella intermedia, 2940 nucleotides long. NCBI's taxonomy places the organism in Eukaryota, Fungi, Ascomycota, Pichiomycetes, Serinales, Metschnikowiaceae. The record is from the annotation of a GenBank genome assembly.